UGACAGACAGCAUGUGCAGAGGGGAAAAGAAGCAGAGGGGUAAGGUGAACAAGGAAAACACAACGUACCCACUCGCCAAUACAGCCCGGCGCAAGUUAUGAAAGGUUUUCCAUGAAACGGGCAGCGAUAAUCCACGCACUGUGUUAAAGCAAUAUUAACUUCGAUUCAGGACCGUGACAUGAUUUCAAUUAGAUCUUCAGUGCAGCCAAAUGUCAAAGUGCGUGUAAUUAAUUGUCAACUUACAGAUGUCAAUGUUUGAGAUGGCCAGCCAUUGUGUCAGGAUUCCAUGUCAUGUUUGAUGGAGGAGUUUGAAAUCUGACAAUGUGAUUAGCCAAGCUGUGUUGAAGAACAACUUAAUUUUUAAUCAGAUUAAUAUCAUGUGAAGAACUGAAGUUGAUAUGCCAAAACAGGAUGGGUGUGAAAGGCCUGCUGUCACAUUGCCUUGAACAGCGUAGUAACUGCGUUCAAGAAUUUGAUCUGGUAACAGUGGCCAGGGAUCGGGCUGGCAUUGAAAUCCUGGUGGACUACUACAGUUUCCAGCAGUUCAUCGUUCAGAAAUUCUGGAAGAGUUUGAGUCAGGUACGACAGAAUGAGUACCUGCGAAUCAUCGGGGCAGAGUACGGCACACUGGACGAGUUUGUAUCCAAACUGGUGAGAGACCUGGAGUCACUCCAGAUCUGGCUGGUGUUUUAUGUGGAUGGAGCCAAGGGCAGUUCACCUACAGGAAUGGAAGAAAAGCUGGACACAUGGAUCAACCGCUUUGAUCAGGAAAUCGGCCGACUCUGCGACUUGCUGGACGUUUGUCGGGGGAUGAGAUCUAUGCAGGACCUACCAGACUCUAGCUCCAUACGUCCAGUACUCCUCGAGCCACAGCUGAUGAGGACUCUACGCCGUUGUGGCUGUGAAGUCCAUCAGUGUGUCUCAGGGGAAGCAGAUCUGAUCAUCGCCAAAGCCCUGGUUAGCAGACAGAAAGCCUUUGCUGUGCUGAGCAAUGACUCAGACUUUUGCAUUUUCCGCGGGAGCUGUUUUAUCCCCCAUGAUCUGUUUGACCUUAAUAAUGAUCUGGGUUUGGGAAAAGCUUCACUGUUUACAGAGAAACCUUUGCGGCUUACAGUGGGUGUAAUUGCAGAGUCCGUACUCGUCAGAAUGAUGGGGUUUCAGGACCACUCUGAGCUUAUUGAAUUAAGCAUUGUGGGAGGAAAUGACUUCACAGGGAAGUUCAUGUAUGCCCGAGGCAAGGAGGAACUUCUCUACAAGCUGGACAUUCAGGGACGGCGCAACAUAGAGAACAUAGCUGGCUGGGUCAAGCAGUACAGGAGAGUGGAAAACCAUACACUACUGGCAACUCAUAUGAAGCGAGAUGCGAAAUUCCAGAGUGCAGUGAACUAUUCUCGUCAGUUCUACAACCUUAACCAGUCUGCUGACCAGCCAGUUCACAAAGGUCCAGCUACUGACCUCCUGAGCCAGGGCAUAGAACAGGGCAGCUUUCCUGCCAGUUUCAUUUCCAUGCACAACAACUUCUACUGGCAUCGAGGUCUGCUUGAGGACACUUCAGGUCCAUGUGCUGAGAUCACACUGUCAGAGUUACGGGCCUUUAUAUACAGGAUGCUGUUACCAUAUCAUGAGGAUCGGGUGAUGGAGUAUGGGGGUAGCUCGCGUGGACGGCUUAUCAAAGCCACGGUGUAUGCGGUGCCUAGAAACUUACACAUCCCUUCUGUCACUUACAUCAAACACAACAAAAUCUUUCAGAAUUUGAGGUUCUUUCAUCAGAUCAUGACGUACCUGGAACCUGAUCGUCAGAUGAACUAUUUUGAUCGUUAUGGGAGGAAAAAUGGAUUCAUCUGCUACCUGUUGAGAUAUUUUCUUCUUCUGAACUGGGGACGGAAUCUUCACCUGUCAGACAGUGAGUUCUUGGCCCUUGUUGCUGUGGUGAUGGGACACCCGAGCGAGCAGCAGUACCAGAGUCUUCCUCUUCAGCCAACGGCCCGUUGUGUCACCAUAGCCAACUGGUUUCAGGAUGUGUAUCGUCAUGCCUACGUGUUCCUGGCUCACCUGUUGCACCUGACUAACGAGCUACCUGAGCCACGGGAGGUCUUCUCAGGCUGUAGCUGGACUGCCUUCCACACCUGUUCCGAGGGCGAAGCUUGGCAAAGAGGGACAAGAAUUCUGAGGAAACAGGAACUCAUCAAAGUACAGAGGGAGAUGAACCGCAUCGUUAAGGAGAAGCGACACGUCAUCAGAUACCUGGUGGAGGAUGUGUUCUACUUUGAUGACCGCUGGUAGAUAUCUGGAGGACCACAAGUUAUAAUUUAAUGGCCUCUGGUGAAGAAUGUUGACAUCAUGUUGCGCCAUCGAUCAUCAAAAGCGGUCAGAAUUGGAUGGAAUCCGGACGUACAUGUUACAUUAAAUGUUCCUGAAAACUCACCAGCACUGAAUUUUAAGUUCCAUCUACUUAAACAGCUGUCCUAGUGUGGACUAAAAGUAGAGGAUUUGGUUUUAUAUGUACCAGUAACAGUUAGAUUGUCAGUGUGUGAUGAUGUUGAGAACUGAUGAUGUUGAGAAACUGGUGAGAACAGUUGCUGGUUGUUGAACGUUUUGGUGAGAAUAGUUGCUGGUUGUUGAAUGUUUUGGUGAGAAUAGUUGCUGGUCCUUGAACUUUCUGGUGAGAACAGUUGCUGGUCCUUUUUGGUGAGAAUGGUUGCAGGUUCUUGAACUUUGUGGUGAGAACAUUUCCUGGUCCUUAAACUUUCUGGUGAAAAUUGUUGCUGGUCCUUGAACUUUCUGGUAUGAAUAGUAACUGGUAUUAUCAUGAUAAUGGUAUAGAUGAUGUACCUGUGUGUCAUCAUGGCAAUGGUAUAGGUGAUGUACCUGUGUAUGAUCAUGGCAAUGGUAUUGGUUAUGUACCUGUGUGUCAUCACAGUAUUGGUGUAAAUGAUGGUAUAGGUGAUAAAACUGUGUGUCAUCAUGGCGGUGGUAUAGGUGACAUACCUGUGUGUCAUCAUGGUGAUGGUAUAGGUGAUGUACCUGUGUGUCAUCAUGGUAAUGGUAUAGAUGAUGUACCUAUGUAUCAUCAUGGUAAUGGUAUAGGUGAUGUAUUUGUGUGUCAUCAUGGCAAUGGUAUAGAUGAUGUACCUGUUUGUCAUCAUGGCAAUGGUAUAGAUGAUGUACCUAUGUAUCAUCACAGUAAUGGUAUAGAUGAUGUACCUGUGUGUCAUCAUGGCAAUGAUAUAGGUGAUAUACCUGUGUAUCAUCACAGUAAUGGUAUAGAUGAUGUACCUGUGUGUCAUCAUGGCAAUGGUAUAGGUGAUGUACCUGUGUAUCAUCAUGGCAAUGGUAUUGGUUAUGUACCUGUGUGUCAUCACAGUAUUGGUGUAGAUGAUGGUAUAGGUGAUAAAACUGUGUCAUCAUGGCGGUGAUAUAGGUGACAUACCUGUGUAUCAUCAUGGUGAUGGUAUAGGUGAUGUACCUGUGUGUCAUCAUGGUAAUGGUAUAGGUGAUGUACUGUGUAUGGUCAUGGUAAUGGUAUAAGGGAUGUACCUGUGUGUCAUCAUGAUAAUGGUAUACGUCUACCUGUGGAUUAUCAUAGUAACGGUGUAGAUUUUUUCUACAAAGGCAUGUAUUUUGUCCAUGAUGUUUUGAUUGCGUUAUGUAAAACUCUGUCCUAGGUACCAGACUACAUGUUGCAUUUCAUCAUUUCACUGUUUUUGUCUGGCAGUCUGUCAGUAUUCCACUUUUUAUUUUAUUUAUUUCUGAUCAUUUCAGGAAAUGUUUCUCUGGUAAUUGAACUUUUGUUUUUUCCAUUCUUUAUUGGCCUUUGUUAUUUUUUGUCAGAAGUUGUGUAGUAGUUACACAAGUCAGUUAUAUUUUGUGCAUAAGCUGUUCAAAGUACAAUUAAAACACCACU
This is a messenger RNA of Liolophura sinensis, 3904 nucleotides long. RefSeq lists its product as uncharacterized. Bases 412 to 2283 code for a protein of 623 amino acids. The record is from RefSeq and is a predicted model, not a curated record. Lineage: Eukaryota; Metazoa; Mollusca; Polyplacophora; Chitonida; Chitonidae. The transcript is spliced from 8 exons.